GCAGCAGAUAGACUCGACGCCUUCCGUAGUGAAAUGAGACGUUGGUUGAGCUGAAAGCAGUAGUGGUUGAAAAUAUUGGGGCUCGACAACCUCCUUUGCAGGAUGGGCCGGUACAAAAGUAUUAAUAUCGGUUUCACAUUUCAGAUGACAACUUCCUAUCCAAGCACCUCAGUGGAAGCGAGAGAAGAAGUGGGCAGAAGCAUAUGCGUGCUCUCAUACGAGUCGUUGAAGAUCGAUGAAAUCAUAAAAUCAGUCAGCGAUGAUGGUGCAGGGGCAACAGCACUCUUCAUCGGCACGACUCGAAAUUCAUAUCAAGGAAAGGUCGUGACACGUCUAGAAUACCAGGCGUACAGCAAGUUAGCUAUCAAAACCAUGACAGACAUCAUCCGAACAGCACAUCAAUCAGCCACACGCUCCACCCACGAUUCAACGCCCGCAGCAGUGCCCUGCAUCAUUUCCUGCGCUGUGCACCAUCGGCUGGGGACGGUGCCGGUAGGAGAACCCUCGAUCGUGAUAGCGGUAUCUUCACCGCAUCGAAAGGAGGCAUCCGUUGCGUGUGAACAGAUCCUCGAGGAAGUCAAGCAGAGAGUACAGAUAUGGAAGAGGGAGUACUACGAGGGCGAAAAAGAGGACGAAGCAGAGUGGAAGGCGAAUAGCAGCUAGAUUGGCGUGAUGCUGAGGAUGGUCUAAGUACGGCA
Suillus plorans is the source of this 698-nucleotide messenger RNA. RefSeq names its product molybdenum cofactor synthesis 2. Lineage: Eukaryota; Fungi; Basidiomycota; Agaricomycetes; Boletales; Suillaceae. The transcript has 4 exons. Gene Ontology annotation, biological process: Mo-molybdopterin cofactor biosynthetic process. Gene Ontology annotation, cellular component: cytosol. Bases 103 to 663 code for a protein of 186 amino acids. The record is from RefSeq and is a predicted model, not a curated record.